UACCCCCGUGGCUAUCCCUUUCCUGAACUAGAUAUUAGGAAAGUAUAUCCGACCAGAAAACAACACAGCAACAAAUAGAAACGACGCAAAAGAAGCAACAAAGCCACAUAGUGCUCAAAUCUCACCAAACCCCUCGUCAAAAUGCACCUCUUCUCAUCAAACCUCUUCAUUCUCGCCGUCGUCACCACCACCUCCUCCCUAGUCACCGCCGCACCACCAUCGCUCAAGCCCCUACCUUCAAACGUACGACAUCUACUACCGACCCCGAGUGGAAACCCGAAUAAGAUCUCGACAUGUCCCGCAGAUGCGAAGAGACAGUGCUGCGUCACGCUGCAGGAGGCGUCGAAUACGUUGUUGUCGGGUCUGGGAGACCUAGUGCCGUAUUUAAGUGGUGUGGAGGUUGGGAGUGUUCUUGGGAUGGGGUGCACCGAUAUCGCUGAUAAUGCCCCUGAUUAUGAUUGUCGGGACACAAUUGCAUGCUGUUCGGGCGCUGAGUUGGUAUGUUUAGUUGUGUCCUUUUUAUUUCAUUCUAUUCUUAUUUGUCAGGCCUGACCUUCGAGCGUAUACUGACUUUUUGUGAAAAGCUCGGACCGCAUACGGUGACUGGUGGAUGUUACCCGCCGCCUUCUCAUCCUUCUCCUCCUCCUUCUUCGCAUUGAGUUGGAUAGGAAAGUGGAUGGUUUGGUUGCAGGGGGAUAUGUGAUAUGUUCGACUAGUUUUUUUUUUAUAUUGAUGGCUUUUGAUCUUGAGAGGGGAGUGUGAAGCGGGUAGGGAAAGGAUGAUAUCUGGGG
Paecilomyces variotii is the source of this 791-nucleotide messenger RNA. RefSeq lists its product as hypothetical. Gene Ontology annotation, cellular component: fungal-type cell wall. Lineage: Eukaryota; Fungi; Ascomycota; Eurotiomycetes; Eurotiales; Thermoascaceae. Gene Ontology annotation, molecular function: structural constituent of cell wall. The record is from RefSeq and is a predicted model, not a curated record. The coding region runs from base 142 to 552 and encodes 136 amino acids. The transcript is spliced from 2 exons.